UCUUUUAUAGUUUCGCUGAAUUAAUUUAGCCCAGUUAUUUUUAGGACAUUCCUAUGCUGCCUAUUUGCACAGCAGUGGUGAGCUGGUUUCCUGUCUGCUGUUGCUUCCAUUGUUCAGACUUCUCUCCCCGAGGGCAGCUGCUGGUUGGUGAAAUACCAAACUCACUGCACUUUCAACUGUUGUUCUUGCCACCCCCGAAAUAAAUGCGUGUGGAAAACGCUGACGCGGUUUCUAGGUAUGCAUGUGUAGGGCUUUGUGUGUAAGAGUGUGAGUGUGUAUGUGUAAGCUCUGCUUUGAGGAUUGCAAAUCCUGGGCUGAAACAAUGGGAACAAUGAAAGGUGACAGGCGGGAGGGAGAACUUUUGAGAGGGGCCAUGGGCCUCGGGUUUGCGUGGCACAAAUUAAAAGGUGUAGUUGCAAUAUCAGGCAGUGAAACGGAGGAUGAUGACACUAUGGAUGUCCCACUGGAUCUUUCCUCAUCUGCUGGCUCGGGCAAACGGCGGAGACGUGGCAACCUGCCCAAGGAAUCUGUGCAGAUUCUUCGGGACUGGCUCUAUGAGCACCGAUACAAUGCUUACCCUUCAGAGCAAGAAAAAGCGCUGUUAUCCCGACAAACACACCUUUCCACACUACAGGUCUGCAACUGGUUUAUCAAUGCACGCCGCAGGCUGUUACCUGACAUGCUGAGGAAGGAUGGCAAAGACCCAAAUCAAUUCACUAUCUCACGGCGAGGGACCAAGCUUCCCGAGGGUGGCCUGGUGGAAUCUGCCAUCAGCCCAAAGAACUACAUUCCCCUGCUGGAGGAGACCUCCUUCCUUCCUGCUGCCGCACCGCUCGGCAAGACUGUGUCCUCUUCCAAGCCGGCCUCCCCGGGCUCGGUCCUGGCUCGGCCGUCAGUGAUUUGCCACACGACUGUGACUGCGUUGAAAGAUGCCCCUUUCCACUUUUGCCAGCCAGCUGAUGUAGGCCAGACCACGGACCUGCAGCAGCCCCCGGCUGGUGGCUUCACAGAUAACCCCCUCUCCUGCCACGAGGACGCAUCCAAACUGGGACCUGGUGCAAACACACAAAGUGGGCUCUUUAACACUCCUCCUCCAACACCACCAGACCUUAACCAGGAUUUUAGUGGAUUUCAGCUUCUGGUGGAUGUUGCACUCAAAAGGGCGGCAGAGAUGGAGAUGCAGGCGAAACUUAUGGCCUAAAUCCCCUUCCUUCUCCUUCCCCGUUUUGUUUUACCAGGCAGGGAUCUAACAGCUGUGUGGUUAUUGCCACCCACACGAUAUCAAAAGACUUCACUGCAUUAUUAUUUUUUUUUUUUUAUUAAUCUUAUUUGCACAAGGGGAUUGCUGAAAUGAAGCUUCCUGUCACUGAGAUGGUCUUCAGUGGAAUACGGUCAUUCCAAGAAUUAUAAACUUAAAGCUACUGUAGAAAGAAAGGAUUGUGUGUUUUGUUGGGAUUUUUUUUAAUGUUUUCUUUGUAGAUUUUUUCAUAAUGUGAGAUGUUUCCCAAGAUCAUGUGAUUUGUUUUGUUUCCUUCAGACUGUGCAAUAUCUAGUAAUGACAUAGAGUCUUCUUAUCAUUCCCAUGUGGAACGGAAUAUACCGACACGCUGUCUAAAUUUUCAAAUUUUUUUUAACAAUACAAACCUUGGAUGAUCAUGCUUUUUUUCCCAUAAUAUAAUAAAAUAUUUUCUUUAAAAGUGAUGAAUACAGAGUAUUUUGUUGAAUACAAGAUUUGCAGAAAACAUGAAUUAGCCUUGAAAUAAAUGUAAGUGAGAAAUACUUUUGAGCUCAUA
Cinclus cinclus is the source of this 1793-nucleotide messenger RNA. It is a transcript of the gene TGIF1, whose product is annotated as TGFB induced factor homeobox 1. Gene Ontology annotation, biological process: regulation of transcription by RNA polymerase II. The coding region runs from base 278 to 1201 and encodes 307 amino acids. The transcript has 4 exons. The record is from RefSeq and is a predicted model, not a curated record. Gene Ontology annotation, molecular function: RNA polymerase II cis-regulatory region sequence-specific DNA binding; DNA-binding transcription factor activity, RNA polymerase II-specific. Lineage: Eukaryota; Metazoa; Chordata; Aves; Passeriformes; Cinclidae.